AUGGCAGCUUUGGACGGAAUACCAUUCAGUGUAUUUUGUACUUCUGAGGAUCUGCGAAGACUGUUUACAAAUUCUGGCUACAAUAAAUUACCGAAGACUCCAAAUGGUAUAAAAAAUAUAGUCAUAAACUAUAGUAAACAGGAAAAGAAAAAACUGGUGACUGAACUGAAAAAUCUAUUAGCCCUUGGUAAAAAGUUUUCUUUGAGUUUUUAUGUGUGGACAUCAUCUCGUAACGCCAGAUAUAUGAAUAUCAACAAUCACAUAGAAGUUGAGUUCACAGAUGGCUCACGUUUCAAAAAUCUGGGUUUGGUGCGAAUGGAUGGUUCAAUGCCAUCUGUGACGUGUAUCAGACUUUUGAAAGAAAAGCUUUCAGAAUUUGAGCUUUCUUUAGAUAGAGAUAUAGUCGCAAUAGUCAGAUGGCGCCAGCGUCAUGUUAAAUGUUGGAAGAAACCUGCGCGCUUAUCAUCAAGUCAAAGUCAAGUGCGGAAAAUGUGCGAUCCCCUGAUGCUGCUGUUACUGCUGGUGGAAGUGAAAGUGACUCCGAAUUCGAGAACGACGCAGAUAGUGCUGAGGACGAAACCGGGGGGAUUUGAAGUAAUACCGGUGGUGUCAAACCCAAACGAGCUUAAUAAUGACUAUAAAAGUGUCAUCAUAACAAUACCUUGGAUGCCCUCUGCUACUUACGUUCCAUAA
Messenger RNA from Parnassius apollo (apollo), 693 nucleotides. Lineage: Eukaryota; Metazoa; Arthropoda; Insecta; Lepidoptera; Papilionidae. The record is from the annotation of a GenBank genome assembly.